AGCCUAUCCCUAGCUUGCUUUUCAACCUAUGGAUGUAUUGGUCUCUUUUCACUUGGUCUGAACGGCGCGGGCGAGUGCAGUGUCUCACCUCUGUACUGUGUCCCCCUUGCCUUGCUCAUGAUAUCUGUCGCUUUUGGAGAAUACUGAACGUGCCUCUGUUUCUAAACUGCUUUGUAUAAUGUACCGUCCGCAAAACGCUCGAGACUGAGCAGACAGGACUCGUCCAUUGUGUUUGGGAAGAAGAUUUUCUUCUGACAGAUGCACAUUUCUUUUUGAUUGUUUUGGACCUGGAACGUUGGACUGUGUUGUCGUUUUAAGAGUCGCCAAUACACCGCUCUUGGGACAGGCUGCGGUGGUCACAGUCACCCUAAAGGAAGGGUCUCCUUCCACUCCCCCUCUCACACACACACACUCCCUCGCACACACACACUCCGCAGGAUGAGGGAAGCCUGGAGGUGCCUGCUGGGGCUGUGCCUCCUGGCAUGCUACGCCUCUCCCGCCUCCCCUAACGGCGCUGCCAAUCCCUUCGCUGGGCAGCAGACGCCCCCAGACCCGUGCUACGACGACGCGGGCGCUGCCCGCCGCUGUAUCCCCGAGUUCAUCAAUGCCGCCUUUGGCAAGGAGGUGGCCGUGUCAAGCGUGUGCGGCCGGCCGACGCCGUCACGCUCUUGUAGUGUGGUGGAGCGCGGUGAUGAACGGCCCUCAGUGCGCACCUGCCAGAUCUGCGACGCAGUGGACCCGCGGCGUGCCCAUCCGCCCUCCUACCUCACUGACCUCAACUCGGCCCACAACCUCACCUGCUGGCAAUCGGAGAACCUGCACACCUCGCCGCACAACGUCACCCUCACCCUGUCGCUUGGCAAGAAGUUUGAGAUCACCUACGUCAGCCUUCAGUUCUGCUCGCCCCGCCCUGAGUCACUGGCCAUCUACAAGAGCAUGGACUACGGCAAGAGCUGGACGCCUUACCAGUACUACUCGUCCCAGUGCCGGCGCAUGUACAACCGGCCCAACAAGGCGGCCAUCACUAAGCAGAACGAGCAGGAGGCCCUGUGCACCGAUGGCCACACCGACCUCUACCCCCUCUCCGGGGGGCUCAUUGCCUUCAGCACUCUGGACGGGCGGCCCUCCGGGAAGGACUUUGACAACAGCCCUGUGCUCCAGGACUGGGUGACAGUCACCGACAUCCGCAUAGUUUUCAGCCGGCCCCAGCUGCCCCGUGAGCUAGGGGCAGGAGGAGGGGGGAUAGGCGGGGGAGGCCGGAUGGACGAGGACCCAAUGGUACCGUCCACAUCUCUGCCAGCGUACUUCUACGCGGUGGGGGACUUCCAGGUGGGCGGGAGGUGUAAGUGCAACGGGCACGCCUCACGCUGCCUCAAGGACAAGGAGGGCAAGCUGGUGUGCGACUGCAAGCACAACACGGAGGGGCCUGAGUGCGACCGCUGCAAGCCCUUCCACUACGACCGGCCAUGGCAAAGGGCCAGCGCCCGCGAGGCCAACGAGUGUCUACCGUGUAACUGCAACCUGCACGCCCGGCGCUGCCGGUUCAACAUGGAGCUGUACAAGUUGUCGGGGAGGAAGAGCGGAGGCGUGUGCAUGAACUGUCGCCACAACACGGCCGGACGCCACUGCCACUACUGCAAGGAGGGCUUCUACCGGGAUAUGGCCAGGCCCAUCACACACCGCCGUGCCUGCAAAGCCUGUGACUGCCACCCGGUGGGUGCGGCAGGUAAGACGUGUAACCAGACGACAGGCCAGUGCCCCUGUAAGGACGGCGUGACGGGCAUCACCUGCAACCGCUGUGCUAAGGGCUACCAGCAGAGCCGCUCACCUGUGGCCCCCUGCAUCAAGAUCCCAGUGGUGAACCCUACAGCCAUGGUCAGCAGCAGCACAGAGGAACCGGCAGCAGAUUGUGAAUCCUAUUGCAAACCAGUGAAAGGGAAUCUGAAGAUCAACAUGAAGAAAUACUGCAAGAAAGACUAUGCGGUACAAGUCAACGUGCUGGACAUGGAGACGGUGGGCGACUGGGCCAAGUUCUCGGUCAACGUGGUGUCCGUCUACAAGAGCCGCGGCGAGCCGCUCAAACGGGGCGACAACGUCCUGUGGAUCCACAUGAAGGACCUGGCCUGCAAGUGUCCCAAAAUCCAGAUGAGCAAGCGCUUCCUGGUGAUGGGCACCAGCGAGACCGGGCCAGGGGGCCCUGGGGCUGGGGGGCCCGGGGCUGGACCAGGGGCUGCUGGGGCUGCUGCAGGAGCAGAGCGCGUAGGGCUCCUGGCCGAUAAGAACAGCCUGGUCAUCCAGUGGAGAGACGUUUGGACGCGGCGCCUCCGGAAGUUCCAGCGCAAAGAGAAGAAGGGCAAGUGCAGCAAAGCAUGAUGGGGGAGAGAGCAGCGCAUCCCCAUCCAACCCUCAUGACCCCACCCAUACUCCUACCUCCCCACGACCCCUUCCGAGCUCUCGGCUAGUUCGCAGGACGGAACACGACACCCCUACCCCCACCCACCGCCCGACCCCCUAAAAACCCUGACCCCCCCAAAACUGGGUACACUGCACAUUACAGAGACUGCAUGUAUAUUGCCUGUUUAAGGACCACUUUGUGUAUAUUGUAUAAUUAUUUCCUUUUUAUUUUCUGUUUUAAUCAUGGGACUGUGACUGUCUUUUUUCUAUUGGUCUGCCUUAAAAAGGGACCAUUAAAAAGGGUACGAAGUGUAGACGAGCGGAUACCAUUCCCUUUCUCGACAACGACAGCGAAAAUGUCCACACUCCCCCACAGCCCUGCCCUCUCCCAUUCCCCCUCCCCAUUCAGACUGCUUCAGUCCCC
Molecule: messenger RNA, 2818 nt
Organism: Coregonus clupeaformis (lake whitefish)
Lineage: Eukaryota; Metazoa; Chordata; Actinopteri; Salmoniformes; Salmonidae
Product: netrin-3-like
Exons: 7
Coding region: 439-2373 (644 amino acids)
Molecular function (GO): protein binding
Source: RefSeq, a predicted model, not a curated record